Electrophorus electricus (electric eel) is the source of this 1113-nucleotide messenger RNA. It is a transcript of the gene gdf3, whose product is annotated as growth differentiation factor 3. The record is from RefSeq and is a predicted model, not a curated record. Gene Ontology annotation, molecular function: cytokine activity; growth factor activity. Lineage: Eukaryota; Metazoa; Chordata; Actinopteri; Gymnotiformes; Gymnotidae. Gene Ontology annotation, cellular component: extracellular region.
AUGGCAAUUUUAAAGUUUUUAUUUGUAGCAUCCUUUUCCAUCUUUGGAUUGGUCUACACCGAGAAUGUGAAAUUUCAAGAAAAAUUUUUUUUUAAUUCGCUGGGGCUCUCGAGUCGGCCAAAACCAUCAAAUCAUGCUGCUGUGCCCUCUUCGCUUUGGAGAAUCUUCAAGAAGACAGAUAAAAUACGCACGGAAACUGAUCCAUGUACUGUGUCAGAGUAUGGAGUCAGAGGAAACAUUGUGAGAUAUGUCCUAGAUCAAGGUAGACUGAUUUCAGAAUCGAACCACCACUGCCCAAUGUGUGUGGAAAAGCAUCUGUUUUUCAACAUGUCCGUGCUCGAAAAAAUUGAGCAACUCUCGUUUGCACAGCUGGAAAUAAAGUUCAAACAAGAUUUUUUUCGCAUGUCGCAGAAAGCGGCACAUCGUGCCUUUACCAUGCACCUCUACAAAGUCUUAAGGCCCACAUUAAAGGGAAUGAAUCAUGCAUUUAGCCGCAGACUGCUGUUCUCUCAGUCGGUUCACUAUCAGUACACUCACGGUGCUAUUAAUUUUAACUUCACUGAUCUGGCAGAAUCGUGGAGACAACCAGGCAAAAACUACGGUAUGAUACUGGUUUUCCAAUUCACCCAAAUCAGCAACAGCCUCAACUCGGUUGAGUAUGACCAUGUGAGUGCAAACUCACACAGUCAUAUAGAGAUCCCAGAGCUUGUCACAUCGCUAGUGGUUGUAUCUUUGAACCCUUAUCAGUGUAGAUCAAGGAAGAAGAGGAGCGCCUACUAUUUACCGAUUGCCCCCAGCAAUGUGUGCAGACCGAGGCGGCUUUACAUUGACUUCAAAGAUGUUGGGUGGCAAGACUGGAUCAUUGCUCCACAGGGCUAUAUGGCGAAUUACUGCCAUGGGGAGUGUCCGUUUCCGCUCAGUGAAAGCUUGAACGGGACCAACCACGCCAUUUUGCAGACUCUAGUCCAUUCGUUCGAACCAAAAGAGACCCCCCAGCCUUGUUGCGUCCCUAUCAAGUUAUCGCCCAUUUCUAUGCUGUAUUAUGACAACAAUGACAAUGUUGUUCUCAGACAUUAUGAGGAUAUGGUGGUAGAUGAAUGUGGUUGCAGAUAA